UAUUAGUGAUUAUUAGUCAUGAAUGCACUUGGCGGUGCACAUGUUAGUGUGAAUGGUUGGAGGUGUAAAUGCUGGUGUGAAUGGUUGGAUGUAAUAGUUAUUGUGUAAAAAAAAUAAUGAUGAAAUAACAAAACUGAACGCUGAUUCUUUGUUCUUGUUUUAGGGACGGGCUGUGGGCUCUGAGAAAGGACACUGAGACGAGGAGACCUGGACCAGGACCAGGACCAGGACCUGGUCCAGGACCAGGACCAGGACCAGGACCAGGACCAGGACCAGGACCAGCACCAGGGUCCUAUCUGAGGCUCAGGAUCACUGUGUGUGUUUGGGACUGAUUGUGUGAGUCUUACUGUGUUUGUUUUGUAUUAGUGUCUUGUCUGUCCUUGUCUGUGUGGUGGUUGAGGUGUGUCAUUGUGUUUGUGUUAAUAUGUUUAUGCAUAUUAUUGUGAUUGCAUCACUCUGUGUGUGUGUUAAUUUGUUUUAGGUGUUUUACUGUUGCUGAUGUCAACAUUUGUGUUUAACUGGUUUUUUAGUGUGAAACCCGAAAGUUCCGAGGGUUCAUUUUCAUUUUCUAAAAUGGUGAAUUAUUUAAACAACAACCACCUGAAGAACAACCACACCAACAAGACAUCAGACUCACAACAAUCUUCAGACUCUCCAGGACCUCAGGACUCUCCAGGACCUCAAGACUCUCCAGGACCUCAAGACUCUCCAGGACCUCAAGACUCUCCAGGACCUCAGGACCUAUCAUCCAACAGGACUCUCCAGAACCAGAGCUUGCUGGAAAAACAGGACCUUCGCCAGACCAAUCACUGUCAGACCGAAGCGAUGCCGUCUUCUAUCGUCCUUUUUGUCAUCAUCUACCUAUGUGGUCUUCAGCAUCCUCUGGGAGCCAUGCCCACAUGCAGACUCCAAAGGAAUCUCGUCCAGUCCAGCCAAAAACUGCUUGCAGACCUGGGACCAAACUUUCCUGUCCACUGCAGCCCUUACAACGUCAACAUCACAUUCCCAACCUCCAUCUUACCUGCUGCAACAUCCACUCACUCUCAGUGUCGCAAGGUGUUAUGGGUAGUGCAUGAAACCCUCAACGGAACCAGGGAAGUGUUUUCCGAAUACAACGUAAAGGAAGGAGGGGUCAACUGGAACCUGAUGAAACUGAGCACCUUCAGGAACCUGCAGAAACGUCUGCUGGACCAGGGACAAUGUUUGUCAGGUUCUCACGUCCUGGAUUCUUACUUCGCCGACAUCACAGCUCUUCUACAGCACAAGCACAGCGCCACCUGUGGUUGGAUGGCCCUGAGGAGAGACGUCCUGUGGGUGCUGCGGACAGUUCUCAUGGAAUAUCAUGGCUGCUUCAUCUGAUCCCACCACAGUCACAUCUGUCCUUAUUUAUUAAUAUUUAUUUAUUUUAUGUUUGGAUUUAUUUACA
Cynoglossus semilaevis (tongue sole) is the source of this 1426-nucleotide messenger RNA. It is a transcript of the gene ifnphi3, whose product is annotated as interferon phi 3. Gene Ontology annotation, molecular function: cytokine receptor binding. Lineage: Eukaryota; Metazoa; Chordata; Actinopteri; Pleuronectiformes; Cynoglossidae. Gene Ontology annotation, biological process: defense response. Gene Ontology annotation, cellular component: extracellular region. The transcript is spliced from 6 exons. Bases 499 to 1359 code for a protein of 286 amino acids. The record is from RefSeq and is a predicted model, not a curated record.